AAUUUAUUUAGAUUAGCAUCCAAAAGUCUUAAUUUUUAUGGGUUUCGUUUUGGUUUUAUCUUAUUAUGUUUCUUGUUUGAUUCAGUGUGUUUUUCUUUUUUAAAAUUUGUUCUAUGGGUUUUGCCUGAAGGUGCAGAUUUGGUGACUUUUUGACGAAAAAAAAGUGGGGUUGUUGGAAAUCUGUGGUUUUUCUCUGAAAGACACCAGCUUGAAUUACUUUUAGUGCUUUUUAGCUUCUGGAUAUGGAUACCAGUGCUGGCCCGAGCUUGUUCCCUUUGCACCGUUGCAAAACUCUUCACUUGGAUAUUCAAGAUUGCCUUCUUUCUUGGCUUUUGCUCGCAAAACAAGGUAAUGUGGUCUUAUGAAACAAUACAUCCAGGUGAGGCAUGCUCAGGGGAUCCACAAUGUAGAUGGAGAUAAGAACUAUAAAGCAUACAUGUCUCCAGAAUAUUUUGAUGCACACAUUACCCCUCUUGGCUGGCAACAGGUGGAUAAUUUGCGUAAGCAUGUCCAUGAAUGUGGCCUUGCUAAGAGGAUUGAUUUAGUGAUUACAUCCCCUUUGCUAAGGACAUUGCAAACAGCUGUUGGGGUAUUUGGUGGUGAUGGUUAUACGGAAAGGAUGGAUGUAGUGCCACUUAUGGUGGCAAAUGCAGGAAAUAGUGGUCGUGCUGCAAUUUCAAGUCUAAACUGCCCACCGAUCGUUGCAGUAGAACUUUGUCGAGAACAUUUGGGAGUCCAUCCUUGCGAUAAGAGGAGAAAUAUCAGUGACUAUCAAUUCCUUUUUCCUGCGGUUGAUUUCUCACUGGCAAAAAGUGACGAGGAUACAUGGUGGAAGGCUGAUGUUAGGGAGACAAAAGAGGAAGUUGCAGCCAGGGGGCAGAAGUUCCUGAACUGGUUGUGGACACGGAAAGAGAAGGAGAUAGCCAUUGUUACCCAUAGUGGGUUCUUGUUUCAUACAUUAAGUGCACUUGGAAAUGAUUGUCAUCCAUUGGUGAAGAAAGAGAUCUGCAAACACUUUGCAAAUUGCGAGCUUCGUUCCAUGGUCAUUGUUGAUAGAAGUAUGAUAGGAUUUGACCCUUCGAUGACCAAUUACCCUGGAAAGACUCCAUCAGGAUUGGAUCUCCCAAGUGAUGUUGUCGAUGAGAAGGCUGACUAAAGGACCUGAUACAAAUUGUCCUCUGAGCAUUAUGUUUCAUGCUUGUGAUGGUACUAUAUAUUCAUAUGGUGAUUUUGGCAUGUGGAUGAGGAAAUUCAACAUGGUAAUUGAUAUACAAAUAGAUUGUAAGAACUUUGUAAAGAACCAGUUGUUGGAAUUCCCUUGGUUUGCAAAGACUGAAGAAGUUACAGGUACCUCAAAUCUCAACUAUCUAUAUGUUUUACUGUAACAUUUUCAAUGUAGACAUUCAUAUCAGCUUAUCUUUUAUUGGAUAGCUAUUUGCUUCUAGAA
This is a messenger RNA of Gossypium raimondii (Peruvian cotton), 1447 nucleotides long. Its product is annotated as phosphoglycerate mutase-like protein 1. Gene Ontology annotation, molecular function: phosphatase activity. The transcript has 10 exons. Lineage: Eukaryota; Viridiplantae; Streptophyta; Magnoliopsida; Malvales; Malvaceae. Bases 362 to 1156 code for a protein of 264 amino acids. Gene Ontology annotation, cellular component: cytoplasm. The record is from RefSeq and is a predicted model, not a curated record.